This is a messenger RNA of Aedes aegypti (yellow fever mosquito), 2082 nucleotides long. It is a transcript of the gene ICA69, whose product is annotated as islet cell autoantigen 1. The transcript has 4 exons. The record is from RefSeq and is a predicted model, not a curated record. Bases 388 to 1824 code for a protein of 478 amino acids. NCBI's taxonomy places the organism in Eukaryota, Metazoa, Arthropoda, Insecta, Diptera, Culicidae. Gene Ontology annotation, cellular component: Golgi apparatus. Gene Ontology annotation, biological process: regulation of transport. Gene Ontology annotation, molecular function: protein domain specific binding.
AAUUUUACAUAUGAUGCUUUCGCUCGUCCUACCCACGGUGUUGAACGUGCUCGCGCCUCUCUUUCUACGAUUUUUCUCAACGGACAGCAGAUUCAAACUUCAUUCAAGCACAAGCGCUGCUGCGCACAUGAUGCGAUGCUUGUUCUUAUCCAGCGAUGCAAUUACGCGUGAUAAACAGGGGAGGCUUUUCCGAACUGACACACGACCCGACCCAACGACGUACAGCGCCACGGCUGGAAAAUCGAUAAAUUUUUCCCCCCUCCCUCUGGUCGGACUUGUCAAAAUACAACACACCACAAGAAAGGACAUUCACCUGCAGCAGAAGUUUUCUAAUUUUCUGUUUGAUUUUUUGGAAUUUUGCGUUCGACUGGCGUCGAAGAUUCGGGGAUGUUGAAGUCCGAAUUCCAGCACCAGUUUUGGGUCACCAAAAAGGCGGUGCAACGGAAGCUCGGUUCCAAAGAGGACGAAAAUAUUGUGGCUUCUGAUGGGGAAUUGGAUGCAAAGAUUGAGCUAUUUCAAUCGGUGGCCGACAGUUCUCGACAGCUGUAUCGCAUCAUCGACCAAUAUCAGGAAAGAGUGUGCAUUCUAGCUCAAGAGGAAAAUUCCUUGGGGAAAUUUCUGCGCGAGGUCAGCAAGGAAUGUCCCACCACGGGCAAGCUAAUGUCCAACACGGGUAAGGCGAUUUCCUACUGCGGCCAGCAGCGUAUUACGAUCCGGGUGCCUUUGCUGCGUCUUCAUCACGAUGUGCAAACGUUCAAAGGGCGUGCCAUAGUGGACACACAGAAGACGCUCCAGGUGAUGGAACGGGAACGAACCGAGUACCGGGCGGCACUGAGCUGGAUGAAGUCGGUCAGUAUCCAGCUGGAUCCGGAUACCGGCAAGGGGCUGGAGAAGUUCCGCAAGGCCCAGCGGCAUGUGAAGACGGCCAAGACGAAGUUCGACAAGUACACCUUGGACUGCUUGGAGAAGAUCGACCUGCUGGCCGCUGCAAGAUGCAAUAUGUUUUCCCACGCCUUAGUCGGCUAUCAGAACUCGCUGCUGCAGUUCGCCAAGAAAAGCAACGACACCUACAGGGCAGCACUGAAGAGCCUCUCGAAGGAUCCACACUAUAACUUCUCGAUUCUGAAGGAGCUCACCCAAGCUAAUCCGAACGCCAAAGAAGGCGAAGCGGAAGGAGAGGACCAAGUGGACAAGCCUGCCGACGAUGAUCAGAUGCUAUUCUUUCAGGAUGAAUUCAAAGACGACGAAGCCGACGGGAAGCAGAAAGAGACCAAGCCGUCGAUUUCCAACCCGGAAGAUGACGAUCAACUCUUGUCCGAUAUUCCAACGGCCUUGAACGACCUUCUGUCAGGAAUCCCUCAGCUUGAGCUUAACACAGAUGCAGAGCCCAAGGCACGAACCGAACCGGCCGCUAGUUCGGCGGACCUUCUGGGUCUAACGGUGGAUGAUGAAUUUUCCGACUUCCUUUCUUCGCCGGCCCCAUUCUUGCCAUCGACAUUGCUCACCAAUCCGGAAUCUAUGGAGCAGUCUACCAUGGAUCAGCUUUCCGGUCUAGAUCUGCCCUCGACAUCAGGGGCUGCAAACUCCAAGGUCGAGAAGACGUCCAAUGAUAUCUUCGGAAGUUUCCUGUCGAGUAUUUCUAAGACUGCUAAUCCCGGUGGAGCAGUUAGUCAUCCGUCUGAAACGAGGAAACCUCAAAAGGACGCCAAAACAGGCAAGGACCUCUCCGGAUGGUAUCAGUUGUUUGCCGAGUUGGAUCCGCUUUCCAAUCCGGACGCUAUUCCGUCCAAGGCUGAUGCGCCUACCAAUAGCUUAGCCGCGUAGGCUGGAAGAUUUUCCGCAGGUUCUUAACUGAAUGUUAUGGGAAAACUGGCUUGCUAAAUCAAACGUUAUUGCUAUGAAUUGUGUUAUACUUUAUGAUUCCAAUCGAUUGAGACGGUGAUGAGCCAUAUGAUGCAGAGGAUUGUGCGAUAUAUUCAUUUUAUUAUCUAUAUAUAAGCUACUUUGCAUGUAUGUAAUACUGUCACGUGCUUCACUUAUGAAAAUCAAUAAAAAUCGAGUGAAUGUGAAAAGCUGGAUAAA